AUGUGGCUGUUGUCUGCUAUCUUAAUCGUAGCUACUUUCAAUGCAGUAAUUGGUUGUAAACAUUCGCAUUCUGCAGCUCUCUCUCAAAUUCAAUCUGUUGGCAUUGGAAUUUUAUCAUCAGGUGGUUGCAGUAAUUGUAAUAAUCCAAAAUGUACAUCACUUGAUCAAGUGAAUUGCAAUGCAAUUCGUUGUUUGAGAACACUGAAAACAUCUUCAGGUUGUCCUAUCACAGUUACUGGAGGCACAGAAACUGGUCAUGCUAGUGGAACACAUUCACAUUGGAAUGGAUAUAAAAUUGAUAUUUCACUCAAUUCAUGUAUCGAUUCAUAUAUUACAAAACAAUUUGCUUACAUUGGUAAACGAGGUGAUGGUGCUACUCAAUAUAAAGCAUCAAGUGGCAAUGUUUAUGCUAAAGAAGGCAAUCAUUGGGAUAUUACAUUCACUGCUCAAUUUAUAACUAUUGUUAACAGUUCUCACUUUUUGGGUGGCACUAUCAAUUGGUGUAUAGAGAAUUCGUCAACUAAUAGUACAUGGGUAGCUAUACUUAUUACUCAAACAUAUUCUUGGACAUAUACUCCUGAAAAAUAUGAUCAUGGUGAAAUUGCUGCACAUCAAGUAGUAGCUGGUACAGGAGGAAUACUAACUUGUUCACCUAGUUGUCCAACUGGUUUUGGAAGUGUGUCUACUACACCUUAUUGUACUGAUGUUUCCUCACUCAAUGGAAUCGCAGUUGGACAACGUUCAGAUGUAGUUGUAAUACCAGAAGGCAGUGAUUUUUCAGUGAUUUAUGCAAGUAGUGCAUGGGGUAGUCUAACGUUAGGCGGAGCUGUCAGCGAUGCUGAUGGAGAUAUUGUUCGAUGUCGUUGGGCUACUAGUUCGAAUGGUGUUGAUGAAUGUGGUUCCGUAUGUCCACCACAUUCAUUACCAGCCAAUACAGUGAUUUAUUCAAACUGUACUAUUGAAGUUAUUGGUACAAUUGCUGGUAGUCGAUAUGCUAUAGCAAUUAUGGUCACAGAGGAUUUCAUCAAUUCAACUAGUACAACACCAUUAAGUUCAGUACCUGUUCAAUUUCUUCUUGAAGUCGUUACUCCAUCAUCAUGUUCUAUUCUACCUGAAGUGUCGCUUACUGGAAAAUCAUGUACACCAAUUAAGGUUAAUGAAACAUUUACAUCCCAAUUACUUGGUAUAAAUCAUUGUGGAGAAAAUGUUACUAUUAUUGACAUAUCUACAUUGUCUUUUUCUGGAAUGAUUCAAGAAUCUCUUGCCAAAUUAAGUUCUCUCAUUUAUUAUAAAAAUAUAACUUGGACACCAACUAUUUAUCAACUUGGCUAUCAAGUUAUGUGUGCAAUGGGUUUGAACAGUCAACAUGUACAAUCAUUGCAACAUUGUUUCACGUUUUAUGUAACAGAAAAUGGUACGGAUACAUGUCCUGGAGUUAUAGACCAUAGCACAACGACGAUCUCAUCAAUAUCAACAUCAACAACAUUAAUGACAACGACAAACACAUCAACAUCAACCCAAAUACUAACAUCUAGUUGUAUCAAUUGGUUAUUGGUUGCAAGUCUUGCUGCUUUGGCUCUUCGGACUACGGCCUAAACAACUAAACCAAAUAUUCAUAUUAUUGUUCAUAUUCAUGGUGGUGGUUGGGUUCGUGGUAGUCAUACAAACAAAUGGCAUGGUAGUUUAACAAUAGGUCGAACAUGUGCUCGUGAAGGUUUUGUUAGUAUUAUUGUAUCUUAUCGUUUAGCACAUGCUGAUCCAAAUCAAAUAUUUCUCUCUGGUUAUUCAGCUGGUGCACAUUUAAUUAGUUUACUUGUUCUUGAUAAAUCUCAUUUACAUCGUCAUGAAUUUCCUCUAUCAAUAAUAUGUGAUGUUAUAACUAUAAGUGGAAUUUAUAGUCUAGCAAAUUCAACACAUGAUUAA
Molecule: messenger RNA, 1923 nt
Organism: Rotaria sordida
Lineage: Eukaryota; Metazoa; Rotifera; Eurotatoria; Philodinida; Philodinidae
Source: the annotation of a GenBank genome assembly